CCUGGAGGGAUAAGAAGGAAGCAUUUUGCCUGGCUGCCGAGCCUAAGCUAGAGACCUGGAAAUGAAAGUAAAAAAGACCAAGAGGCACAUGGAGGGAGCUGCGGGGUAGCAGCUCUGGAAACAGAAUGCUGCCUCCUGUAAUUAAAUAACAAUUACUAGUAUUAUUACGAAUAGUAAUAAUACACUAAUAAUAUACCUAGUAAUACAAUACAAUUUAUCGAGGAGAGUUUAUUACAGUGGAGGGAGAAUACCCAAGCAGAGUGACAGUAAUGGAGAGACAAAAAAGGAAAGAAGAGAUAGAGAAGGGACUUCAGUUCAUUCAGUCCACAUUACCCCUCAGCCAAGAAGAUUAUGAGGCCUUUUUGCAAAAGCUGGUGCAAAACUUAUUUGCAGAGGGCAAUGAUUUGUUCAGAGAGAAGGAUUUCAAGCUGGCACUGGUACAGUAUGUGGAAGGGCUGAAUGUGGCUGACUAUGCGGCGUCGGAUGAGGUGACAAUUCCCGUGGAUCUGUUAUGCAAGCUGCAUGUCAAUCGGGCUGCCUGCUACUUUGCCAUGGGCCUGUAUGAGAAGUCUUUGGAAGACAGCGAAAAGGCUUUGGGAUUCAGUAAGGAGAGUAUCCGUGCACUCUUCCGGAAAGCCCGCUGCUUGAAUGAGUUAGGGAGGUACAAGGAAGCAUAUGAAUGUAACAGCCGCUGUCUUCUCUCCCUACCGCAUGAUGAAAGUGUGGCACAGCUUGGCCAGGAACUUGCACAAAAGCUGGGAUUAAGGGUCCGGAAAGCCUAUAAGAGGCCUCAGCAGGAAUUGGAAACGUUCUCUCUGCUCAGUAAUGGCCUGUCGGCCACCUUACCAAGUCAGACAGUUUCCAAUGGAUUGGGCUCCGUAGAUGACAUUGAAACAGAUUGCUCUGUGGGCAUCCAGUGCAUACCUACUCCCAAUGCUGCCUCUCUCCCUAUAAGCGAAGGCUCUGCCUUUUCAUCAUCUGACCUGGACACGCAAGGCACACCAACUUCACUACCGGCCACCACCAUGCUCCCUUCGACUGACACUGUGUCUGUGCCAGGGUCUGAAUGCGUGGAUGAAUUCACGGACGGAGGAGUUCUUGGGGAUGAACUGGACUCAAUCCUGGAUUCUCUUGCAGAUGGGUCACAGUACCCACUAUCUCUGGUCCAAGGUGCCAUCCCCACCAAUCUGCCUAGCGAGAUGCCCCAGCUGAUUCCCGUCUUUCCAGGUGGUACUCCACUGCUCCCCCCUGUGGUGACAGCCAACAUUCCUGUCUCCACUCCACUCCCUCCUGCCUCCUUUGGCCUAGUGAUGGAUGCCACAAAACCGCUCUCCUCCUCAUCUGUUCUGGAAGCCUUUGAAUCACCAGUAGGUGGCAGUGGGAGCUCCCCUUUGGACUCAUUGGAUUCACUAGACCUGCUCCCUUAUGCAGAGUCCCGCCUUGAUGCACUUGAUGCUUUCGGCACUAAUAGGGGAUCGCUGGAUGUGCUGGAUUCCUUUACUGCUGAGGAAACCAGCAUCCAAGAACCACGGCAGCCUGCUUCUAUCCAGAAACCACCACCAGUGGCCAACCACAGUGGGUCAAGUCACACAACUGUUCCCAAAGUGGUAGAGUUGCUGAUGUCCCAGCCAGAGUCAGCAAUGCCCAACACAGCCCUGCUAGUGAAGAAUCCAUUGGCCUCCACCCACAUCUUCAAACAAGCCUGUCACAUCUGCUAUCCCAAAACAGGACUCAAGGCUGGUGAUUAUACCUAUCGAGAGGGUCUAGAACACAAAUGCAAGCGAGAUAUACUGCUGGGCAGACGCCGUAACUCGGAUGAUAAAACUUGGAAGAGAAUCCGGCCACGCCCAACCAAGACCAACUUUGUGGGCUCUUAUUAUCUAUGCAAAGAUAUGCUUAACAAGCAGGACUGUAAGUACGGGGAUAACUGCACCUUCGCGUACCACCAGGAGGAGAUCGACGUGUGGACAGAGGAGCGGAAAGGAACCCUCAAUCGCGACCUCCUCUUCGACCCACUGGGCGGGGUCAAGCGGGGCAGCCUGACCAUUGCCAAGAUCUUGAAGGAACAUCAGGGCAUAUUCACCUUUCUCUGUGAGAUCUGCUUUGACAGCAAACCCCGGAUAAUCAGCAAAGGGACCAAGGACUCUUCGGUCGUGUGCUCCAAUCUCGCAGCAAAACAUGGCUUUUAUGACAAUAAGUGUCUGGUUCACAUUGUUCGCUCCACUUCUCUGAAAUACUCCAAGAUCCGCCAGUUCCAGGAGCACUUUCAGUUUGAUGUGUGCCGGCAUGAAGUGCGUUACGGCUGCCUCCGUGAAGACAGCUGCCACUUUGCUCACAGCUUCAUAGAGCUUAAAGUUUGGUUGCUACAGCAAUACUCUGGAAUGACACAUGAAGAUAUUGUUCAGGAAUCUAAAAAGUAUUGGCAGCAGAUGGAGGCGCAUGCCAGCAAGGCUAACAACACUAUGGCUUCUACUAGGACCCCCACAUCAAAUGCUUUUGAACUUGAAAUGAAAUUUGUUUGUGGCCAGUGUUGGCGAAAUGGUCAGGUGGUAGAACCGGACAAGGACCUCAAGUAUUGUAGUGCCAAAGCACGCCACUGUUGGACCAAGGAGCGUCGUGUCCUGCUAGUAAAGUCCAAAGCAAAGAAGAAAUGGGUGUUUGUUCGACCGCUGCCUUCCAUCCGCAACUUCCCUCAGCAAUAUGAUCUAUGUAUCCAUGCCCAAAAUGGGAGGAAGUGCCAGUAUGUUGGAAACUGCUCUUUUGCCCACAGCCCUGAGGAGAGAGAGAUGUGGACCUUCAUGAAAGAAAACAAGAUUCUGGACAUGCAGCAGACCUAUGACAUGUGGCUGAAAAAACAUAACCCUGGGAAACCAGGCGAGGGUACACCUCUUACGUCAAGGGAAGGGGAGAAACAGAUCCAGAUGCCCACGGACUAUGCUGACAUGAUGGGGUACCAUUGCUGGCUUUGUGGAAAGAAUAGCAACAGCAAGAAGCAAUGGCAGCAGCACAUCCAGUCCGAGAAGCAUAAAGAAAAAGUCUUCACGUCUGACAAUGAUUCUAGUUGCUGGAACUACCGUUUCCCCAUGGGCGAAUUCCGUCUAUGUGAAAGAUCCCAGAAGGCAAAACCCUGCCCUGAAGGAGAGAAAUGUCGCUUUGCUCAUGGCCAGGAUGAGUUGAGCGAGUGGCUGGAUCGAAGGGAAGUAAUGAAGCAGAAACUGGCCAAAGCCCGCAAGGAUAUGCUGCUGUGCCCCAGAGAUGACGACUUUGGCAAAUACAACUUCCUAUUGCGAGAUAGCAUGUAAUUGCUUGGAAAAAGCAAGCAGAUUUUCAGAGACCGGAGUGGGGAGGAGCAGGGCAAUGCCAGAGAGACUGGUAAUUGUUCAACAAGAACAACAGUUACUUCUGCUGUAAGAUAAUCAAGAUGAUUUACUGAUAUUGAAUGGAAUUAUGAAUCGAUUCAUCUAUAGCCGGUGAACAUGAUCCUCCUAGAGUUUUGUUUUCUAUCUUUUCCUUUAAUUUCCCCCCCCAAUCUACCACCUCCAACAUCUUUUUCUCUUUUUUUUUAUUUUAAAGAUGUGUUUGCAGUGUUGGUAUAUGUAUGAAAGAGAGAGAAAGUACUUCUCAUUUUUGAAUCCUUUCUUUGGGCUGGCUGGUUUUGUUGGGACAUUGCAGUGUCAUGGAAACAGAUGCAGAAAAAAGUGGAGAAGUGAGGAAGAAGUGGGGUGUUGUUCAGUGUAGGUGUCUGUGUAGUGUUGUGUGUCUCUUCUCUACAGACACCCAAACCACUGUGUAAGUGGUCUGUGAAGUAAGUAAUACAACAACUGUAAUUUUGAACACCCCUAAAUCAGACUGGUUUAGAGACUACUCUAGUAGUUAUUGUGAAUAACAGUAAAAGAAGAUUCUUUUUCUCUCCUAUGUUUUCUAAAUCCAAUCCUAUCCUCCACUUGGAUUCCCCAAGAAUUUCUGUCAGGUGAGAGAGGGCAGUGGAUUGAUUCCUAACUCUGCCAUUAUGCAUCUUGAAAAAUAAUCAGCAGGUUGUCUUUGGAGACAAAGACAAUUUUUUCCAUGUUUUUUUGAAAAAUAAAAUAUAUAACAGAUUAUUUAAUUGCGCCCCCUCCCCAUUUAUUGAAGCAUAACCCUGAAGAUCUUAUUUCCCACUUAAAGUUGCCACAAUUCUACAGGUUGGCCUUCGCCUCUCUAUAAAGGUCACUUUUAUAUUCUGGGGUUCAACAUUUGCUUAAGAAAUUUAAUAUUUGAGGAUCGUGAAGAAAGUCUGUUCAAUUGUUAUGGGAAGUUUGUCAAUUUUACCUUGGGGGUGCCUUCUGCUCGAAGUAAUAUGCAACUUGGCUACCUGGAUGCAGAUUUUUGUUUGCAGAGACCUGCGGGGGGGGUAGGGUGGGGGGUUGAUAAUGAAAAUGGCCAGAAACAAUUUAAAGGGAUUUUAUACUGCUGCUCAGUAGUUUGGGAUAAAAUGUUGCUAUUUAGAGAAUGUCCAUAUUAUAAAUCUGGCUAUAUCAAAGAAAAUGAGGAGGCAUGAAACUGUUGUCGUUUAGAAACUUGGCACCCUAUAACUAGAAGUGUAACCUUUCUUAAAAUGAAAGUUAGAAUUGAAGAGGACAAAAAGUUUGGCGGUGGGGGAAGGUUUAAUCCAAAAGAGAAACUAAUUUUUAAACUGCAUCUGCAUCUUUAAUUGAGAUUGCACAGAAGGAGAUCAUGAUAUUCCUCUAAUCUAUUUUUUUCAAAACUAAUAGAAUCCUAAUAUCAGAAAAUAGCCUCCAGUAGCAAGAACAUAUGACAUCAACAUAUGAAGAACAUGUGAAAUUCUAUCCCUUUUCUCAGAUAGAGAACAAAAUUUCUAGAAUACAGUAAGAUCUUUUAUAUAUUGAUCAUAUUUAAUAUACUUUUGACGUGAAUUUUCAGAGACUAUAAUCUGAAGUACACUUAUUAGGAGUCGAGUCCCAUUAAAUUCAGUGGGACUUCUUCUGUGUUUUAGGAUUGGGUUGUCAUGUCUGUAAAAAGUUAAAUGAUGUGAAUAUAUGACAGAAUUAUUUUGAAUGGGAAUUAAAUAAAUAAAAAGCAUGCUCUCUAAUGUUGGGACACUGAGUGGUGGCCCUGUUCAUGUGGAUAAGGGAGCAAAUGAUCCAUAAUGUGUGGUUCGAAGUAAAGAUGUUAUGGAUAUUUUGCAGACUAAAAUGCUCAGUAUUUGUGCUGAACGUUGUGAUUAGCCUAGUUGCUAUAAUUCUCCUUGGGGUCUAGGAGGGAAGGCAGUAGUGCAUGUAGUUCAGAUGGAUACACAGUGUUGAUCCAUAGGAUAGUGCAUACUUGCUUUAUGUUUUGCAAACAAUGCUAUUGUGUGAUCCCAAUGGGAGAUUUCACACUGAUUCUUAUCUAUCUGGGAUCUGCCAUAUUGGUUACAUUAUCCAUUUUCCUGUCUUUUUCAAGACGUUUUAAUAUUUUGGUAAAUUUUAUCUCCCCACCCUUGCUAUUAAAGUAAUAAAGAUGAAGAGGACAUCCCCCUCAUUUGGAAAGGCUCAAAUAGUUGUCUUAAAAGUAGGAAGUGGGGCAAGCAGGGGACUAUAAUAUCAGUGGGUCAGGGAUCUCUGGAAACAUUCCCCCCCUUCAUCCUGUUCUUUUUGAUUAUCAGAUCCCUCACUACUGUCUCACUUUUGUCAGCAGACAUUUGACCUUUAUGCUUAAUUAACCCACUUUUACAGAUUAUAAAAUCAACUUAAAUGUUAGCUGCUCUUUGUAUAAGCACAAACAGCUACUGAUUUAUGGACAAAUUCAGUUUAUCUCUGAAGAACACAUGUAGGUGCUUUUUUCCAUCUUCCAAUGGAGGGAUUUGCAGAGGCAAGAUGGAAUGGGUGUGCGUGUGCACCAAUGAACAUCAGUCACAUUCCCAACCACCUCCUUUCAGUGGAAUCCAAAUCUAUUUUGCUUGAAGGCUGUGAGUUGCUUCCAAAAGUUAUCUUCCUCUGGAGAAAGUACACCUUUGGCUGAAAAACUAUGUUGUGAAGCAAGUGCACACUGCACAUUCCCCCAUUUUUGAGAAAUUUCAGAUCAUGUUAUGUGCUUUCCAUUGUCCAGGAUUUUUAUAAAAAAAGAGUGGAGAUCUGUCUCCUGUCUUACCAGUUUAAUACUCUUUAUUAAUGUAACCCUGAACUAAACACAGUAACAAGAAUCCAACUGCAGUUAAAUGAGCCAAAUCAUCCCUUUCCCAUCUGCAGACGUUUUGAACAGUUGCCUGUUGGCUGCUGUAACCAUCAUGUUUUUGAGCUAUUGGUCCUGUAUCAGAAAAUUCCAAUAAGAGCAUUUGACAUCAGCUUCCAAGGUUAAACUUGGACAGGUAGUAAAGAACUCAAAUAAGAAAUGGAUGUUUAAGUAUGUUAAACUAUCUGCAUCUAGAAAUGUAACAAUAAGUGUAUGUUCUGCCAUAACUUUUUGGUACUGUAUAUGAAUUUAUUUAGAUUAUGGGGUGGGGCGAUGUUUCCUUUCCUCUUUAAUUAAAAAAAUGAACUACUCUGUGGCCCUUUUAACCCCAGUCAAGUUCUGCUUGGAUGGGGGAGAAAGGAGCACGUGGUUUAUAGAAGCAGAGCAGGGGGUGGGGCGCACGUAUUCCUAGGCAUUGCAAUGAAAAUCAACUUUCGUUUUUUCCUGAUAUGAUAACCUGAUAUGUGGUGUUGCAGUAUUUUGUCACCAGACUUGUUCUAGUGUGUAUAUAUGUAACCCUUCCAUUAAACAUAUAUACACAGGUAUUAAAUAUAUCACUCUAUAUAAUAUUAUAUAUGUAUGUGGUAUUGAAAGAAUCUUUUUCUUGAGGGUUAAGGAAAAGGACUCUAGCUGGGGAAUGCAGCAUCUCUCAGUGAAAUAAAGCUGAUGUAAGGAGGGAAGGAAUAUUUCUAUUAGAAUUUUUUUUUUAAAUCUCUUGUAUUGAGAGAGGAUUAUUAUCACAGUGAUGAAUUCACCCUUUAUAAUGGUCUGUCAGCCCAAUCCAUGGAAACCUUAAAUGUUUAGCUAAUGUAUAAUGUAUUUAAAUCUUUUGUUGAGAAAAGAGACAUUGUCAAGGGCAGGAGGUCUUACACUGUCUUCCUAAGGUUUCCUCGUCCCAUCUAUGGGAUUAUUUAUAUGUGCUAUUCCAUCCUGUUAUAGCCAUUGCACUAGCAUUUCUACAAUAAUUUAAAGAGUAAGUCCAGUGCUCCAGAAUGCCUGAAGGAAACCAGCAUUUGAGUGACUACAAUAAAUGAGCUGGUAGGAGAGAGAUUUUCGGAAAGCAAACACAUCUGAAAAUAAUAACAAAAUUAGGUCAUUGGUGUGUGUGUGUGUGUUCAAUAUGUGCUUCAAAACAUCUUGGCAAUGCCUCUUUCUCGAAAUAAAAGAAAGUAAUUUGAUCACCAUUUAAGAUGCUGAACAGAAGUAGGUAGGGCUCCUUACCCAGACUCAAAGUGAAGAGAGGGAGGUAUAUAGUGGAAUAGAAUGCUGGUUAACCAGGCCUUUACCCAGACGAUUGUUAAGAAAUGUAGCGACUUAAAGGAAAGCCAUGAAGGGGGAUGCUUUGUUUCUAAGCUGGACUUGUAAUAAGUUGAAGAGUCCUUCAAAAUGUCUUUGUAUUAAUAUAUUUUAAGAAUACCACGCUUUACUAUUACAAAGAAGUUCAUAGUACCUUUCACAAGGUCUGGUAUGAAGAUAAUAAUGUAGAUGUUCUAACAACAUUCUUGUUCCUAACAAGACAGAUUUGCUUCUUUUAGCCUUUGUAAUAGAAAAUAAAAGUGUGCACUUUAAACCCUCA
This is a messenger RNA of Hemicordylus capensis (graceful crag lizard), 7786 nucleotides long. It is a transcript of the gene ZC3H7B, whose product is annotated as zinc finger CCCH-type containing 7B. The transcript is spliced from 23 exons. Gene Ontology annotation, biological process: miRNA processing. The record is from RefSeq and is a predicted model, not a curated record. Lineage: Eukaryota; Metazoa; Chordata; Lepidosauria; Squamata; Cordylidae. Bases 270 to 3302 code for a protein of 1010 amino acids. Gene Ontology annotation, molecular function: protein binding; miRNA binding; metal ion binding.